Molecule: messenger RNA, 534 nt
Organism: Trypanosoma brucei brucei TREU927
Lineage: Eukaryota; Euglenozoa; Kinetoplastea; Trypanosomatida; Trypanosomatidae
Exons: 1
Coding region: 1-534 (177 amino acids)
Source: RefSeq, a predicted model, not a curated record
AUGUCGGUGAAGGUUUGGGUAAAAUGCAGUGGGAUGACAGACGACGAGGCACUUGGAAUCCAAGUUCUGUCGGAUGGGACGGCAUUGGACGUCGUUGAGGCCUGCAAAGGGGUGUUCCGGUGGCCGAAGUUAUCUACCGCAGCGUUGUGCACUGAAGGCGGUGAGAUCGUUCCACCUUCCUCGGCAGCGGCAUCCCUCACAAAUCUCACACUCCAAAUCGUUCAGUUUCCGCCGCUGGCGUCGGUUCUGAAGCGCAAUGCGUCCCAUAGACCGCUCUCAACUGGUCACAGAAAGGACCAAGUGCCAACGACUAGUACACCCUCCAUCCUUUGUUUCCAAAAUGUUACUAUUCCCCGUCGUGGGAAAAGGAGGAUGAACCCCAAUGCUAAAAAACGAGAAGCAGUGGGUACCCCGACAAGGAUUGCCCGACUAUGGGAUAGUUUGCCUGUGGCGGAGCUUGCAUUUGUCAGUGGGAGCGACCCGCGCCCCGCGCAAGCACUUUGCGCCUGGAGCUGCCGGAGUACUAUCUUUUGA